GUGUUGAUGAAAGAAGCAAAACAAGUCAUGAUUGAGGUCCAUGAAGGGAUACGUGGGACACAUGCAAAUGGAAGAAUGCUUGCUAGAAAGAUUCUCUAAGCCGAGUACUAUUGGUUGACUAUGGAACAUGACUGCAUCAAAUAUGCACGAGCUUGUCACAAAUGUGAAAUCUAUGUCGAUCAUUUUAAUGCUUCGCCUUCAUUACUACAUAAUAUAUCUGCCCCUUGGCCAUUCUCCAUGCGAGGCAUUGAUGUGAUUGGGGCAAUUAAUCCUAAAGCUUCCAAUGGUCAUCAAUUUAUCUUGGUUGCUAUUGAUUAUUUUACCAAAUGGGUAGAAGCAACAUCUUAUGCUAGUGUUACCAAGAAGGUGGUCACUCGCUUCAUCAAAAAGGAAAUCAUCUGCAGAUAUGGACAACCAAAGGCUAUCAUUAUGAAUAAUGCAAGCAAUUUGAACAAUGACAUGAUGAUUGCGUUAUUCAAGCAAUUCAAGAUCAAGCAUUUGAACUCUUCUCCAUAUCGACCAAAGAUGAAUGGUGCAGUAGAAGCUACCAACAAGAAUAUUAAGAAGAUUCUAGCUAAAAUGGUAGUCACUUACAAAGAUUGGCAUGAAAUGUUGCCAUAUGCUCUCCAUGCUUAUAGAACCUCUAUUCGCACUUCAACUGGGGCAACACCUUAUUCCUUGGUAUAUGGAAUGGAGGCAGUAUUACCAAUUAAGCUAGAAAUUCCUUCUAUGAGAAUCUUAUUCAAGUUAGGGAUUGAUGUAGAAGACUUGAUUAAGAAAAGGAUAGAUUAUCCCAAUUUGCUUGAUGAAAAAAGAUUGGUAGCUCUUUGUCAUGGCCAAUGUUAUCAAUGACAAAUGGUAGUAGCUUACAAAAAGAAAGUCAGACCUAGAAU
Rubroshorea leprosula is the source of this 893-nucleotide messenger RNA. The record is from the annotation of a GenBank genome assembly. NCBI's taxonomy places the organism in Eukaryota, Viridiplantae, Streptophyta, Magnoliopsida, Malvales, Dipterocarpaceae.